This is a messenger RNA of Melampsora larici-populina 98AG31, 2916 nucleotides long. RefSeq lists its product as uncharacterized. The transcript is spliced from 8 exons. The record is from RefSeq and is a predicted model, not a curated record. NCBI's taxonomy places the organism in Eukaryota, Fungi, Basidiomycota, Pucciniomycetes, Pucciniales, Melampsoraceae. Bases 1 to 2916 code for a protein of 971 amino acids.
AUGGGCAAACAUCAUCAUUCUGGGUUUAACACUGAUUUGUUUGGCCAUGGAAACAAACGAUCCCGAAGAGCCAAGAAAAUACCUUCAUCUUCCACUAUGACUCGCGACGAAGCUUUGAAGAUCAAUCAAUCCCUUGGUUUACUUAAGCUUCCGCAAGAUUCGAACUCAUUUCCCUCUCUCGAACAACACAAUCAGGACGAUUUAAACUGGGAAGAUGUAGAUGAUGGAGUCGGUGUUGGUAUUGAAAUCAGGCUCGACUCUCCGGGAGAUUGUUAUGCUCGCCAUCAGAAGUCACUUCGUCGUGUGGAAGCCCGAGCUAGGAUCCAGGAAAGGUGGAAGGCCCUUGAAGCUCGACUCACUGCCUCAUAUCUUUACCUUCAACACUACACUCGCAAUUGGACCUCACAGCCCACAUUCGACUCAUAUCUUUCUGACGAGAUUCAAUGUCAGUGUUCGCCUGAAAACCUUCGAAAACGGCAUGUUGAUCUGAUUGACCUUUUACGUCACACCAGCAAACACCUGGUCACAUUCUGUGAGUGCACCCCCGAUGUCCUCCGCCUGAUUCAUCUCGGGUAUAUUGCCGGCUCGCCUCAACAUCCUUGCACCGCCUUCUCUGUUCGGCUUGUGCGAUUCCAUCAUCACUUCUGGAACAACACGGUUGCAUCAACUUCAGGAUUUAUUGACGCACUCAUGGUGUUUCUGGAUGAACAAUGCGCAUCAAGAUUGAAACCUCAACCAGUCAAAAAGACUUCCACCAAGAAUAUCAAUCGCAGUCUGAGACAUCCUUUCACUCAGUCAAUCGACAUCUAUCGCCGAAUUCUCUUGGGCGAGCAAGAGAUAUAUGAAGACGGCCUUGAACUCACUCCACUCGAUAUCUCUGCCGAUCGAUGUUGUCGUUGUCUUGGUCCAGUAGAAGGGGAAGUCAAGCUGUCACCUGAAGAACCGGACUUUAUAAUUGCAAUGGAUGGAAACUUCCAACAUCGCCAUCAAUCCCACGCCAGUAAGGAUUGUCCUCAAGAAGACCAAUAUCCGAGCUCCUUCAUUCGACCUAGCAAACUCGAAAAAGAAGUUGUUGCUUGCCAACGAACUGAUGCCCAAGCCCAUAACAUCAAGGCAUGUAUCGUCUUCCAUUCAUCUCCAUUCAUUUUUACCUCAUGUUCCGAUUCUCACACCGCUGCAAAUGAUGUUCGCAACAGUUCCUCAUGGGACAGGUGUGAUGAUACAGGUCUGUUUGCAGCUGCCUGUCGUCAUGAUACACCACUCCACUUCAUCAAUAUCUAUCAGAGCGGUGAAAAAUUUAGACUUGAUUAUCCUGUAGCAAUUCUCAAACAGCUUCGAGAAUUGUAUCCUGACAAGUUCAUCGGCAUACUCUAUGACAUAGGUUGUCACUUAGAUGAACAUAUAGCAAAAUACUGGGGGCUUUCAGAUGGCGAGGGCCUUGAAAGGCUGUGGUCCUUUUUAUCGGCCCUCGUAGCUUGCCUUCAAAUAUCAACUCGACUUCAUCGGCUACUCUCAAUUCAUUGGCGCACGGUUUUUUAUGCUGCUAAGGUCAAUGAAGGAUGUGGUCAGUGGCUUCGCAAACGAUUUCGAAAUGUGAUGAAAGUCUUGAGAGAAGCUGAAGCCACCGUAACAUCACUGUGUGCGAUGGCCAACCCAGCCUGCCCCGGAGAAAACUAUUCAGCUGAUUUCUUCCGUGGGCAAUGGACUGUUGAGCCCGAAGCAUAUUCAAGUAAGCAGGCUAUCCUGCUGAAGCAAAAGUUGGAACUUGGACGCCUGUUGUUGUUAAAAGACGAGUUGGACCACGCUUGGUCUCGGCCGGUGCUUACUACCGAACAGGCUAUAGCCCGACUUCAGACAACAACUGAACUUGAAGAGAAGAUUCGUAAGCAGGCGGCGAAAGUAGGCACUACAGACAUCUCGAACUUAGAUAAAGAACAAGAAGCGUACCUGAAACUUUGGUACAGUAAGCACGAAGUGGGGCUGAAGUUCAUCGCCAUCUGCGAGGAGAAGCGACCCCUUCAACAAAGUCGAUCUGAUGGUCACCGAUCCAAUUUAGGUCAUAAGGGCAAGACCAAUCUUAUGGUUGCGCUCCGAAGGCACACAGCCCAACUUAAGAAGCUGGUAGAAACAUACCGCACUCUUCGGGCGGAAUAUCAUGCUGAGUAUCCUGAACACCGGCUCCCUGAAGAUAUCAAUUAUAACGAUCUACUGGAAAUACAAGCCGAUCACCCCUUCUGGAACGACUCUCUAUUCACCGAAAUUGAAGCUCCUUGGGCUGUUGAUCCCAACACAAGGCAUGGGAUGCAGCAGAUCGCAUACGUUGAUCGAGGAAACGAGGAGCUCAGGCGGCUUGGCUGGGAGGUUCGCCGAGCUAUGCGUUGGGCCACUAGCAGGCACGACCGCAUCUGGAACCGACUGAUACUUCUACCAUCUGAGCCGACUCCAGAACCCAACCUACUAACUCCUCUCCUUACUCACCCAAAUCUGACAUAUCUACCAUCAUCAGCUCGUCACGAUGCAGCUGCCGUGGUCUUGAAGAAUCAGUUUAUUAAGAUUACAAACUUACAGCUCGCGUGGCACGAAGGUCUACACGAAGUUUUCACUCAGUCACAAUAUCAAGUUGGUGAUGAAGACCUCAAGCGAUCAUGGGACAGCCAGCUACAACAUAUCAGGGCUCUACACAAAGCAGGCAUGUCUAUGAUUCCUGGAGUUUUAGACAACAUGAUAGCUACUGCUGUGUUAGACACACCGAUUGUACGUGCUGUCGAAGAACAGGAGGUAGUGUUUAUCGAAGACGACGAAAGCGAUCUCAGUAGUUUAGAUGGAGAUGAUGAUGAUGUUGUUUCUGGGCUUGUACAUCGCCUCGAUUUAGUGGAUAUCCAGGCUGCCCUUGACCCAGAAACGAUGGAUAUUUAG